GGGCACAUAAAAGAAAAGGAUAGGAUGAGAGGCGGCCACUUUAACGAAGGCCUCUUUUCCAGAGAGAGAACUGUCUAGAAUAGGAAACCUAAGCAAUGCAUCUCAUGACGAAGCUAUAUCCAAAGCUUGCAAACCCCAUUUCGAACAUGAGACGAGUCCCCAAUCCAAUCUAUUGCUUAUAUUAAACAUCGAUAUGUGUGCAUCAUGAGGAGCAGUGUAGUGUGAAGAUGGAAACCAUCAUAUUUGCCAUUAAUUACCCGUCUUUUUCUGUGGAUUAUGUAAAUCAUCUUACUAGCAGGUGGUUGGUUAAUACAUAUGCAUGCGGUGGCAGAGCUUUUUGCAGGGGCGAGAGCAGGCAUUAGGAUGAGAGGGCCCUGACAACCAAACAUUUAAAAGCUUUACAUUUUCAUCCUUCAAUGAUUAUUUAUUUUCAAGGGGGCUCACAACAGCUUGGUUCUGGGCUCGGAUUUCUUGAACAUUAGUUGAGAUUCGUCAAUUGGUGGUUGUUUUGGAAAAUUGAGAGAUGGGGGAUCAUUUUGUGUUGCUGGUGAAUCGGCUGUUAACUGAAUCCACAUUAGAAGCUGCAAUUGAGAGCAGAAACCUGUCGAUGCAAGCCACAGCAUCAACAGUUGAUGACACUAAAAUUGAUAAAUCUUUCCAGAAAAUGGAUUUUGGUGAUAUAUCGACUCCAAGGAAAUUGGUGGAGUGCAGGAUAUGCCAGGAUGAGGAUGAUGAUUCCAAUAUGGAGACACCAUGUUCUUGUUGUGGCAGCUUGAAGUAUGUUCAUCGCAGGUGCGUACAGAGGUGGUGUAAUGAGAAGGGUAACACUAUAUGUGAGAUAUGCCACCAGGAGUUCAAGCCUGGUUAUACAGCACCACCUCCCCUGUUCCAAAUUGGGUUUCCAGUGAACUUCAGGGGAAAUUGGGAGACUUCCAGAAGGGAGUUAAAUGGUCCUCACUUCAUAGCAGUGGUCUCAACUGAACGUAACUUUUUGAACAAUGACUAUGAUGAGUAUGCAGCUUCAACUACAAGAAAUGCAAUCUACUGUCGGUUAAUUGCUGUAGUUUUCAUGGUUCUUUUAAUUCUAAGGCACUCUCUUCCUCUUGUUCUUAAUGGAACCAACAAUAUCUCAUUCCCGGUAUUUAUGUCGUUAUUUCUACGAACUGCUGGGAUUAUUCUUUCAAUCUAUGUCAUGUUAAAAGCAGUGACUGCCAUCCAGCGUUGCUGCCUCCAUCAGGAGCCUCCAAAUUCAUCAUUUCAUUCAUAUGAUGAAGAUGCUGAGCAUCCAACCCUGCAGCCUCGGCCACAUAUAAUAAAUGUUCAUUAGAAUCUGCCAGAUCUUCAAGUUACUAGUUUGUUUCAAGGUAGAUGGAGAUAAUUUCAUUCUCAAAUGUGAAAAAAAGAUUGAAAAAUCAAGUUUCCAAGGUGGCUUCCUCACGGGGCAAAGUUUAAUGGGUUCUGAUUUCUGAAAGAGCACGGUAUCUUGUUUGUUGACAGUGACAAACAAACGACAGUUCCCUGGAAGACAAUAGUGAUUUAGAUUCCUAGAUUUGCAUUUUCUUUACUUCUCCAUCAUCUAAAUGCUUUGUACAGUUAAAAAAGGUUCCAAUGUAUAUACAAACAUUUAUACGAAGAACACAAGCUGACCUAA
Molecule: messenger RNA, 1651 nt
Organism: Populus trichocarpa (black cottonwood)
Lineage: Eukaryota; Viridiplantae; Streptophyta; Magnoliopsida; Malpighiales; Salicaceae
Exons: 8
Coding region: 524-1327 (267 amino acids)
Biological process (GO): protein ubiquitination
Cellular component (GO): membrane
Molecular function (GO): ubiquitin-protein transferase activity; zinc ion binding
Source: RefSeq, a predicted model, not a curated record